Crotalus tigris (Tiger rattlesnake) is the source of this 3732-nucleotide messenger RNA. It is a transcript of the gene HNRNPU, whose product is annotated as heterogeneous nuclear ribonucleoprotein U. Gene Ontology annotation, cellular component: cytoplasmic ribonucleoprotein granule; nuclear chromosome; centrosome. Gene Ontology annotation, molecular function: ribonucleoprotein complex binding; snRNA binding; poly(G) binding. The transcript has 14 exons. The record is from RefSeq and is a predicted model, not a curated record. Bases 198 to 2681 code for a protein of 827 amino acids. Gene Ontology annotation, biological process: regulation of chromatin organization; regulation of alternative mRNA splicing, via spliceosome; positive regulation of transcription by RNA polymerase II. Lineage: Eukaryota; Metazoa; Chordata; Lepidosauria; Squamata; Viperidae.
AUAUAAGGCGCGCGGCGGGGGCGGGGUAAGCAUAGCGUUACGUGCUCGAGCCCGUGAGUCGCGCUCCUCGUUCCUGCCUCGCGAGCCUCGGUGAAAGGAUUUGGCGCCAGGCGGAUCUCUUUCUGCAGCUGCCGCAGCCAUACGAGCCAGCCGCCUACGCCCAGACCGCAUCGAGUCCCUGCCGUCGCGCUGCCGCCAUGAGCUGCUCGCCGGUGAACGUGAAAAAGUUGAAGGUGUCUGAGCUCAAGGAGGAGCUGAAGAAGCGGCGCCUCUCCGACAAGGGCCUCAAGGCCGAUCUCAUGGAACGGCUCCAAGCCGCGCUCGACCAGGAGGAGGCCGGUGGAGGGGGCUUAGCCAGCACCGAGCCCGGCAAUGGCAACAUCGAGGAGUUGGGGGAAGCCGCUCCGGGCAGCGGAGGUGCCCAGGAGGAAUUGCUGAUGGCUUCGGGAGGCGGAGGCCCCGACCAGGCCGCGGCCUGCGACGACGAUGAGGAGGCGGAGUUCGGCGGCCAGGGAGAGGAGGAGGAGGACGAAGGCAUGGAGCUGGGCGAAGAGAACGGCGAGGGGGUGGCCGCUGGUGAAGAAGAGGCGGCCGACGAGCUAGAAGACGACGAGAACGGCGACGACCAAGGCUUCCAGGAGGGGGAAGAUGAGGACGAAGACGCCGGCGCCGCCGCCGCCGCGUCCACCACUAGCAGCAGCGGGAACGCCAAUGGCCAUGGCGCCGUGGGGAAAGAAUUGUCUGGCAAGGCCGCCGGCGCUCCCGAGGCCUCGGCUUCGGUUUCGGCUUCGACUCCUGCGUCCUCGGGUCAGCCCGGCGCCAAGCAGCUUUCGCCUACCCAGCAGCCGCAGCAGCAAAAGACUGGAGGGCCCGCUCGCCCUGCGGGAGAAACUAAACCUGAACAAAAACCUGGUGAGAAAAAAAGGGGAGUGAAAAGACCACGGGAAGACCACGGACGAGGCUAUUUUGAGUAUAUUGAAGAAAACAAAUAUAGCAGGGCCAAAUCACCACAGCCACCUGUUGAAGAAGAGGAUGAACACUUUGAUGACACAGUGGUUUGUCUUGAUACUUAUAACUGUGACCUACACUUUAAAAUUUCAAGAGAUCGCUUUAGUGCUUCUUCAUUAACUAUGGAAAGUUUUGCCUUUCUCUGGGCUGGAGGACGAGCCUCCUAUGGAGUUUCGAAAGGAAAAGUCUGUUUUGAGAUGAAAGUAACUGAAAAAAUUCCUGUUAAGCAUCUGUAUACAAAAGACAUUGACAUACAUGAAGUAAGAGUUGGCUGGUCACUCAACACAAGUGGGAUGCUGCUUGGUGAGGAGGAAUUCUCUUAUGGAUACUCCUUAAAAGGGAUAAAAACCUGCAAUUGUGAGAUUGAAGAUUUUGGUGAGAAAUUUGAUGAAAAUGAUGUGAUUGGAUGCUUUGCUAAUUUUGAUGGUGAUGAGGUGGAAUUCUCUUACUCAAAGAAUGGGCAGGACCUUGGAAUUGCUUUCAAGAUCCCUAAAGAAGUUCUUUCUGAACGGCCCAUUUUCCCACAUGUCCUCUGCCAUAACUGUGCAGUGGAAUUCAACUUUGGCCAGAAGGAUGAGCCUUAUUUCCCCAUACCAGAGGGGUAUACAUUCAUCCAAAAUGUUAAUCUGGAAGAUAGAGUUAGAGGACCUAAAGGACCAGAACAUAAGAAAGACUGUGAAGUGGUCAUGAUGAUUGGUUUGCCUGGGGCUGGGAAGACUACAUGGGUCACCAAACAUUCAGCAGAGAAUCCUGGAAAGUACAACAUCCUUGGAACAAAUACUAUUAUGGACAAAAUGAUGGUUGCAGGUUUUAAGCGGCAAAUGGCUGACACUGGAAAACUUAACACAUUGCUUCAAAGAGCACCUCAGUGUCUUGGCAAAUUUAUUGAGAUUGCUGCUCGUAAGAAACGGAACUUUAUUCUGGAUCAGACAAAUGUGUCUGCAGCUGCGCAGAGGAGAAAAAUGUGCCUGUUUGCAGGCUUCCAGCGCAAAGCAGUUGUUGUUUGCCCAAAAGAUGAAGACUACAAGCAAAGAACACAAAAGAAGGCAGAGGUGGAGGGAAAAGAUCUUCCAGAGCAUGCAGUGCUCAAAAUGAAAGGAAAUUUUACUCUGCCAGAGGUGUCAGAAUGUUUUGAUGAAAUAAUCUACGUAGAAUUGCAAAAAGAUGAAGCCCAAAAACUUCUGGAGCAGUACAAAGAAGAAAGCAAGAAGGCCCUUCCUCCAGAAAAAAAGCAGAAUACUGGUUCAAAGAAAAGUAAUAAAAAGAGUGGUAAAAACCAGUUUAACAGAGGUGGACAGAGAGGACGUGGUGGAUUUAACAUGCGUGGCAACUUCAGAGGAGGAGUCCCAGGAAAUCGUGGCGGCUAUAACAGGAGAGGUGGCAAUAUGCCCCAGCGUGGAGGUGGUGGUGGCAGUGGUGGAGCCAUAGGCUAUCCAUAUCCUCGUGGACCUGUCUUCCCAGUAAGAGGAGGAGGUGGCGGUGGAGGCUAUUCAAACAGGGGAAAUUAUAACAGAGGUGGAAUGCCCAACAGAGGGAACUAUAAUCAGAAUUUCAGAGGAAGGGGAAACAAUCGUGGCUACAAAAAUCAAUCUCAGGGCUACAACCAGUGGCAGCAGGGUCAAUUCUGGGGUCAGAAGCCAUGGAGUCAGCAUUACCACCAAGGAUAUUAUUGAAUUCCCAAAUAAAAAUGAACUGAUCCAUAUUUCUUCAAAACCUUCACAAGAAAUCGACUGUUUUCUUUAGUAGGCUAACUUUUUAAACAUUCCACAAGAGGAAGUGCCUGCAGGUUCCUUUUUUAGAAGCUUUGUGGGUUUUGGUUUUUGGUUUGUUUUUUUUUUGUACAUUUUUUAAUUGCAGUUUUAAAGUGAAUCUUAAAAGAACCUUAGCAUUGUGCACGAUAAGCGAAUGUGUCAGUAUUUCAGGGUUCUUACAUUUUAUCUGUAAAAUGUGAUUUUUUUUUACCACAACAAAAGUAAAAUGUUGCUUUGUAUCUGGUGUCCUCUGAUUAAAGAUUUUUUUUUCUCCCCUCCCUCCCCUCAAUUUCUAGGAAACAGUCGUGAGUCAUCAAAACAGAAUAUUUAGCAACCAGGCUAUUUUGUGCCUCCCCUCCCCAAAUAAUACAAUGUAAACAAUAUUCAUUACACUCCAUCUUCCACUCCAUUCUCUACGCAGUUUUUAGGUAUGGAAGAGGGAAGAAAAAUCAAAACAGUCUUGGCAAUAAAGAAAGGGAUAUUCCUGUUGUUGUUUUUUUGAUCUGGCAAAGGUUUUUGAAGAGGUAAAACAAACCUUAAAGCUAAAUAGUGAAGGUGGAGUGCACAUCUAAUCUGGUUGCAUCUGUCUGUAGAGGCUCAACUUGUGAAGGUACACACCAUCAACAACUUUUUUCCAUUGUUCUGCAUUUUGAUUCUGAAAAAGCUGGCUCUGCCCAUUUCUUAUUAAACAAACUUGUUGUAAAUCCAGUUGUCUAAUGGGAUCUAUAUGAAGUUAGCUGUGUGUCUGUAACCUUUCCCCACAAAACUGUGUAUUUAGUGUGCUUGUAGUAGUAUUCUCCACCAUUUUGUAAACAAAUGAACUUGUGAUUCACCCAUUUUAUAUCUAAUUUUUAAUCAUGUUAGUUUUCAGAUGGGUGUGUCUCCUUAGCCUGCUGAUUUACUUUAAAGAAAGUGGGUGGAGAAAUUAACUUUAGCCGUUUGUUUGCAAUAAAAUAAAAUCAUUUUACUCUUA